Messenger RNA from Drosophila serrata, 240 nucleotides. RefSeq lists its product as uncharacterized. The record is from RefSeq and is a predicted model, not a curated record. Lineage: Eukaryota; Metazoa; Arthropoda; Insecta; Diptera; Drosophilidae.
AUGUUCAAGUUUUUCGCUUUGUGCCUGUUCGCUCUGGUGGCUGUUGCCUGUGCCAAGCCGCAGUUCCUGACCGCCUACAGUUCCGCCCUGGUGACAGCUGCCACGCCCUACGCCUACUCGAGCGGCCUUUACGCCUCCCCAUAUACCGCUGGAUACACGGCCGGAGUCUAUGCCUCGCCCUAUGCCGCCUACAGUGGCUAUGGAGCCUAUCCCUACAGCUCACUCUACCUGAGACGCUAA